Molecule: messenger RNA, 632 nt
Organism: Scaptodrosophila lebanonensis
Lineage: Eukaryota; Metazoa; Arthropoda; Insecta; Diptera; Drosophilidae
Gene: mex1
Product: protein midgut expression 1
Exons: 3
Coding region: 86-334 (82 amino acids)
Source: RefSeq, a predicted model, not a curated record
GCAAAACAUAACAACCCAUUUUGUGGUAAAGGCUGUGAAGUUUUUAAUCUUAAAGUACAUAAAUAAUAUAUAUUAAAAGAUCAACAUGUGCAACGCUCUAUGGGAAUGUAUCAAGUGUCCCGGCAAAGUGGUUUGCUGUUGCUGUGAAUGCGCUUGUAAAAUGUUGAUGAGCAUUAUAUGUUCGGGAAUCAUUCUGUUGGUCGUCAUUGGAUUGAUUGUUUAUUUCGCGGUAUAUUAUAACAAGGAUAGCAGCACUCCCGAACAAACUGCCAAAUCCAUCGAGCCCCUUAAACAAAGCUUCCGGCAUUACUUCAAGAGUUUAAAUGAAUAUUAAAUUUCAGUUUUAUCUAUAAAUAAUAAACCAACUAUUUCCAAAUACACCAUUUUAUACUGGACACGUCUUUUAUCUUUAUCGCAAGCACUGUUAACCACCUAAGUUCCGUAAAAGGGGUUUUUUGUUAUCUGGUACACUAUUGAUAAUACUAACCUCAGUACAUUUAUCUACAAAUAUUGGCCAUUUAGGAUUUUCCCUUGUCUGUAUGAAUCGAUUACUUAAAAUAUAGAAAUAAGUAACUCGCCUUGACUCAUUUCAAUAGACAUUGACAAGUUGUCAUAAUAAUAUUUAACAAAUA